AUGGUUCAAGUCGCUGUGGUGAGUCGGAAGGGUUUUUUCGAAACUUUUGUUGAAUUAUCUGCAGUAUUUAAAGGACCGCCCGAGUUUUCGUGUCUGUCUGAAUCGCCUCUUAUUGCCACAUUUACUGUCCAAACCGCAACUCUCAGAAAUGCCUAUGAACGAAACGGCGGCGGCGGCAAUGGCCUAGAAAAUCUGCCAGCGAGAAAACUCGGCCGUUUUGCUGACUUUGUACAAAUUUGUAGUUUUUUUAAACUUUAGAUGCGUGCCGUCGGAGAAAUACCGAUUCACCUUAUUCAUUCUAUUUAUAAAUGCGUUCAUCAUGAUCAAAACUAGCAAAGAGAAACAAAAAACUCUUUAAAACUCAAAAAUUUCUAAGGCUCAGCACGAAAACAGCUUUUUUUUCGAAAUAUGGCUCCUCGUGCGCGCUUUUUAUGUCUCUUUGUUAGUUCACAUCCUAAUUAACUAAUUUCCAAAAAAAAUUAGGAAAAAUGAAUGAGUAUUCUCCGAACAGCACGAAUCAAACGUUUUGGCGCGCGGAAAAAGGCUUGGGGAGCGUGCAGCCGGCCGGCGAAAUAAGCAGCCGACAGUUCACGGGACGAAGGCCGAUCUUUCUUCCUCUCUCCACUGCGCUCCCAGAAAAAAAAGAGAAAUUGAAAAAAAGGCGAAAAAAACAAAACGGCCGAGUUUUCUCGCUUGCCGAUUUUCUAGGCCAUUGCCGCUAGGAGCUUUUUUAAAUCAGAAAUCAUCGAAUCAGACGAUUGUUCACUUUUUAUCAAUAAAAUCGCAUUAAAAUUGACUAUUAGUGUCUUUUAUAAGUUUGAAAAUCACGUGGGUGUCUGUCUGGACACUACUUCGUCAUGUGAUGCAAAAAUUGAUAAUCAUGGAAUUGUCUUCAAAACCUGGUACAGUAAUCCCUGUCUUCUUCUUCUUCUUCUUCUUCCUCUUGCCGAAUCAUUGACGACAAGGAAGUAAAUCAAGAAAAGAUGUUUUGAAGCGAAACCAGAAGAGACCAAUAUCAAAAGAGGAAAAGAUCGGGAGUACUGUACUUUCGGAACUUUUUCUGGGAUUUGGUACCACGUAUUUUUGCAACCCGACAUUCGGAAACCGUCAAAAAAGGACUCGCAACCAGUUAUUUUGCGAUUGUCGCGGUUAUAGGAACGCUCGAACCUUAAAACAUAUCUGAAAGUUUCAGGCAGGCCCAGGAGUGGGCAGCGGUCAAACUCGGCCAAUUUCCGAUCCGAAAACGGGAUGGUUCGUCUACAUGCUCGCUUUUUCGGCUGUAAUCGGUCAGUUUGGGGGGAGGGAAGGCUGGAAAUCUAUUCAAAACCAGUCACAUGUCCACAUCCUUUUUUCGGCCGUAUCAUAUCACUGUAAACAACCGAAUUUUUUGAACAUUCACUAAAUUUCUACCAAUUCGCCCAAAAAACCUAUCCCUUUUUUUCUGUGUGUUUCUCUCCGAUCAGUCCGCGCCCGUUUCCGCCCAUUUUUCAUUGUUUGACACUGUUCACAGUGAUCACGUUUUUCGAAAAAUGCCGUCUGCAAUUUUUGAAAUGCCCAAAGACAAUCCUGAAAUCGGAUCCUAUGUCUAUAUUCUGCAAAUGUGCGCUAUUAUCGGUAGGUUCCGAGUGAAGCGGAAUUCCGUCUUCCGUCUUCCGUCUUCCGCAUUUCCGCUGCUUUUCGGAAGAACUACGACGAGGGCACUUUCUAGUCAUUUUUCACCUGAAACACACAAACUAUAACUCGUAAAACCGUUCGGAACGGAUUAGAAAUUAGCAUAGCACACUUGCGAGUUUAUGCAAAUUUACACAGUUUUUCGCACCUAGUCACGUUUUUCGAGUUGCAGGCGGUUUCCUGUUCGGCUACGACACGGGAAUCGUGUCGGCGGCGAUGCUGUACGUGCCGAACGCGUCGGGGAUCCGUCCGUUGGACUCGGUCUGGCAGGAGGUCAUCGUUUCGAUCACGCCCGGAAUCGCGGCGAUCGGAUCGCUGUGCUCGGGGCCCGGAUCCGAUUAUUUGGGCCGAAAGAAGAUCAUCAUCGGGGCGAGUGUGACGUUUACCGUCGGAGCCAUCGUUUGUGCGGCCGCGUGGAACAAGAUUGUCCUCUUGGUCGGACGCGUUCUUCUCGGAGCAGCCAUUGGUGAGUGUGGGGCUACUCUACACGGCGCGGUUUUUGCGACGUUCACCAAACGUUUGAUUCUCAGUCUGUGCAUUUUUGCACGCCGGUGUUGCUCUGCGUACAGUGCAUUUUAUGUUACGCGCAAAGUUCUUUUUUUUUAGUUGUUGAUGAAUUUUCGCCAAAUAUUCAUCUCUUUUAAGCGUUUUUCUCCACUUUCUACCUCAAUUAGAUCUUUUUACAGAUUCCAGAUGAUGAAGUAAUACGCGAAAAGAAGUCGAUGCGAUAAAAAGAAAUGCGUAAAUAAGUGAGAGUAAGGUUUUAUUCAGAAAAUGCACGAUUUCUCGAAAAACGUGACUAGAUUUUCUAAUCCUUUGGUUAAAAAACUUUUCUUACAUUUCUGAGAAUGUUUUCGAACCAAAAAAAAGUAGAGUGACGGCUCGCUUUCGCGGAAAAACCGAUAGUUUGCCGGAAGACAGUGAAAUUUCAUUGAAAAAAUUUUUUUUUUGCUUCUACGAACUGUCACUCUACUUUUUUUUAUUCGAAGACAUUCACAGUCAUGUGAGUGAACUUUUUAAAUCAAAAGAUUAGAAGAUCUAGAGACGUUUUUCGAGAAAUCGUAUAUUUUCUGAAUAAAACAUUACUUCCAUUUACUUACGCGUUUCUUUUCAUCGCAUCGACUUCUCUUCGCGUAUUACUUCAUCUGGAAUCUGUGAAAAGGUCUAAUUGAGGUAGAAAGCAGAGAAAAACGAUUCAAAGAGAUCAAUAUUUGGAGAAAAUUCAUCAACAACUUAAAAAAAAAUAACUUUGCGCGUAACAUAAAAUGCACUGUACGCAGAGCCACACCGACGCGCAAAAAUGCAUACCAUUUGGCUGCGUAUGUUGCGAAAGCCGCGCCGUGUUUACUUUCACCUGGAUCUCAAACCACAUAUUCUCUCAGGAUUCGCCUCAAUGAUCGUUCCGAUCUACGUGAGCGAAGCGUCUCCGUCGCACAUCCGCGGAAAACUGGUCACCGGAUUCCAGUUGAUGAUCACUGUGGGCCUCGUGAUUGCCAACAUCAUCGGCGGAGCCUUCAGUUAUGUCGAUCCGGAUCAGGUCGGAUGGAGGCUAAUGUUCGCAUUCGCCGCCGUCCCCGCCAUCAUCCAAUUCGUUUGCUUCCUCUUCCUCCCCGAGUCGCCGCGUUGGUUGUACGAGCACGGAAGAACUGUGGAGGCACGCGAAGUGCUCACGAAGAUCUACAACGGACACACCGAAUGGGUCGACUACGAGAUGAACGAGAUCAGUUUCUCGUAUGAGGAAGAGUUGAGGGCCAAGCGAGAGCAUGCAGGUGGGAGUUGUUCACUUUUGAAGGCCUAUAGUGUUUUCACAACAAUUUCGUCAUGCCUUAAAGCUUGCGCAAAAGCUGCGAGGACGCUUAAAGUUUGCGCAAAAUCUGCGAAAAUUCUUAAAGUUUACGCAAAAGUGGCGCGUCUUUGCCGAGUACAUCUCGAGAACCAGUGUCUGUCUCAGGAAGUUGUUAACAGAAAAAUUGUAGAGAAUAGUGUACUGAACAACUUUUCGAUUUACAAUUUUACUCUAAAAUGAUUAAUUCUUGAGUUAUGACCCGUGAAACUCACGUCUAAUUCCAGGAAACGGUCCCACAAUCGUGCGCAUUCUCAAAACCCCGCACGUUCGAAAGGCGCUCAUCAUCGGAUCGUGCCUUCAAAUGUUCCAACAACUUUCGGGUAUCAAUACUGUCAUGUAAGAGUGUUGAUUGGUUCACUUGGACACCGUGCUCUUCAGGUACUACACGGGUAACAUCAUCAGAAGUGCGGGUAUCAAGGACAAUCACACCACCAUUUGGAUAUCGGUCGGCACUUCCGGUUAGUUUGACCUAGAAUUUUAGUAGAAAUUUUGCGCAUUUGCAGCCAUCAACUUCAUCGGAACGUUCAUCCCCAUCGCUUUGGUCGAACGUGUCGGUCGUCGGGUUCUUUUGUUGGUUUCCAUGGUCGGAGUCAUUCUUUUCCUCAUCGCCAUGGGCGUCUCCUUCCUUUUAAUCAAUAAUGUAAGUAGUUUCGAUCGCGGUAAAGUCGGAAAUGUCCAGAUUGCUGCCCCUUAACGACGAGUCCAGCAAUCCGCACAUUUCCGACUUUUUUGCUCGUACCACGUGUUCUCGAGUAUCGCACGGUCUCCAGAGCUGACAAUAUGGGCGUGGCCUCGGCGGCCAAAUGGCGUUUUCAUGAAUUGAGCAGGUUUUCUUUGAUUUUUGUGGUCAACGGCGAUGAAAAAUGAUUGGCGGACAUGAAAAAACACUAAUUCUCAGAAUUAAUGACGUUUUGGCGCAUUUUUCGCGGACUUUGCUUUUUCGCCUUCGCCGCCGAUCGCCGCCUUAAAACCGCACUUCUCAUUUUGCGCUUUGUUGACCGUUUUCAGACAGAAUUGGUUUUGAGAAUGAUAAAUCACGUAAAUACACGCAUUUUGAGCGCUCGAACCGCGAAAACUACCGAAAAGCAACUGAAAUUCACGCAGUUUUAGCCAAAAACCUUCAAACGAAUAAAUGUGAUUUGCGACUUGACCAAAUUUAACGCUCUUGCGCUUAAAAAAUUCGUAAUAGCUUAUACAAUCGGUCUGUCGAGAGACAAAUGAGAAAUUAUCGGUUUUUCGUGGCUAAUCUGGCAAAAAACGCAUAUUUUGCUGCUAAAAUUUGAAUUUCGCGCCAAUGUAUCGCUCUAUUGGGUGGGUUUGACCAUUGUCAGCUCUGGCUCUGGCAUUGCGUUAUUAAUCUAAUCGUAGUGUACUCGAGUUCUACGGCGGCCUAAUAAGAUUGAUAUGACACCUAAUUAGAUUAAUAAAUUGUCUAGCUAGAUUAAUAAAUCUUCUAAUUAGAUUGAUAUGUGCUCAAAUCAAGUUUCACGCCAACCGUCUGCUGGCUCAAAUCACGAUUGCGCCAAGAAAAAACAGUCCAAUCUAAUUAGGUCGCGUUUAGAUCAGUAACUUUCUAAUUAGAUUAAUAUCGAAUUGCCAGAGUACUCUGGCAUUUCGUUAUUAAUCUAUUCGUAGUCUACUCGAGUUAUACGGCGGCCUAAUAAGAUUGAUAUGACACCUAACUAGAUUAAUAAAUUGUCUAGUUAGAUUAAUAAAUCUUCUAAUUAGAUUGAUAUGUGCUCAAAUCAAGUUUCACGCCAACCGUCUGCUGGCUCAAAUCUCGAUUGCGCCAAGAAAAAACAGUCGAAUCUAAUUAGGUCGCGUUUAGAUCAGUAACUUUCUAAUUAGAUUAAUAUCGAAUUGCCAGAGGGAGACCGUGAGUAUCCAAUUGAGACAAUCAAUAAAUUGUUUUCAGGAUUCAUCUCUAACUUAUUCUCAAAGCGACUACACGGUCAACUUCAAUUCAAGCGUUAAAGAUGCGAUCAAAUGCAUGAAAUACAGUAACUGCGAUUUUUGUGUCACCGACGAAUAUUGCGGAUUCUGCGAGAAUAAGGCCGCCAAGACUGGUAAGAGGUUUUGAAUUUUGGAAAUUCGAAAAACAAACUGAUUAAGGCUACUGUCUACCGUUUCCAAAAGACGAUUCGAGUGAUUUUUCGGCGACAGGCAUCUGCCAAUUUUCGAAUCUGACCGGAAACGGCAAAACGUACGAGUGGGAGGACACGUAUUGCCACACAAAGUUCACCGUUUUGCCCAUCAUCAUUAUGGUCUUCUAUCUGCUGUCGUUCUCUGCUGGUAGGCGCCUUUUCCAAACUUUAUUGGCUGAAACUUUAACAUUUGCAGGUUACGCGCCUCUUCCCUGGGUGCUCAACGCCGAAUUCUAUCCGUUGUGGGCGAGAAGUACGUGCGCUUCGAUUUCGACGGCCGCCAACUGGAUCUUCAAUCUCAUCGUCUCGCUAACGUUCCUCUCUUUGUCACAGGCGGCCACCAAAUACGGUAUGCGCCUCGAAAAACACUAGAGUAAUAGAAAAUCGAUAAAAUUUCAGGCACAUUCUUCAUCUAUUGUGGAUGUACGAUAGUCGCGCUCGUGUUCGUCUUCUUUUUUGUGCCCGAAACGAAAGGAUAUUCGAUUGAUGAGGUUCGUGGCCUGAAAAUCUGGAUUUUAGUGUUUCUGUACUGCGAGAUGGCCUGAAAAUUUCACUUCGUGGCCUGGAAAUCCAAAUCAUUUCAUUUUUCAGGUCGAAAUGUUGUUCAUGACAAAAUCGGAGCGAGAAAAGGCGCAGAAAGUGUUGGAAGAGAGCAAACAGGGCAAACAUCGCAAUUCGAUCGGCCUCUCACUGGACACUAAAUUUUAA
Caenorhabditis sp. 36 PRJEB53466 is the source of this 6369-nucleotide messenger RNA. NCBI's taxonomy places the organism in Eukaryota, Metazoa, Nematoda, Chromadorea, Rhabditida, Rhabditidae. The record is from the annotation of a GenBank genome assembly.